Molecule: messenger RNA, 1445 nt
Organism: Arachis duranensis
Lineage: Eukaryota; Viridiplantae; Streptophyta; Magnoliopsida; Fabales; Fabaceae
Product: protein PAM71-homolog, chloroplastic
Exons: 11
Coding region: 173-1237 (354 amino acids)
Biological process (GO): calcium ion transmembrane transport; Golgi calcium ion homeostasis; manganese ion transmembrane transport
Cellular component (GO): chloroplast; Golgi apparatus
Molecular function (GO): manganese ion transmembrane transporter activity; calcium ion transmembrane transporter activity
Source: RefSeq, a predicted model, not a curated record
GCUCCUGUGCCUCCGCCGUUUGUGUCAUCCCGGCCGCCUUGGCUCCGCCGUGCCUCGGCUGUCUCUACCUCCGCCUCGUCCCUCGUCUCUGUUCAGCAUCUGCCAAGUGCCUGCACUCUGCACGACAAGCAAAGGGUAAUUGGAGGCGCAGUUGCAGGAUACUACAAAGAAAAUGAAAGGGUUAGGUCCUCAUGCACCAAUGGUAUCAAGGGGAAAACCUCCUCCUUUGUUGGCUGUGGUGGACACAUUACCAUGCUGCCCUUCUCUGCCAACAAUCACUACCUUAUCACAAUCAAGAUGCAGACAGAAAUCGACAUUGAGUUUGGCCCGUGGCACAAUUCGAGCUCAAACAUCCAACACUGGAAUAGGACCAAGAGAUUUUGGAAGUAGGAGUGAUAUAGAUGGCCAGAAUGUCCCUCAAGGAAGUCCACUUAACAAAAGUUCACGUAAAAUCGUGAAACCACCUAAAUGGAUUGCCCGGUAUCCGACCUUUAUAGCUCUUGCAUUGAUUGGAUGUGCUCUUGUAUUUUCACUAGUAACCUUUUUGAAAGGGGGACCUGCGUCAGUUCUAGCAGCAAUUUCAAAAUCAGGAUUCACUGCUGCAUUUACAUUAAUAUUUGUUUCUGAGAUUGGGGACAAGACAUUCUUCAUUGCUGCACUCUUGGCAAUGCAAUAUGAGAAGGGAUUGGUCCUAUUGGGGUCAAUGGGUGCUCUUGCACUCAUGACAAUCCUAUCAGUUGUAAUUGGUCGAAUCUUUCAGUCAGUGCCUGCUCAGUUCCAGACAACCUUGCCAAUCGGAGAAUAUGCUGCAGUAACUCUUCUUUUGUUUUUUGGCCUAAAAGCAAUAAAAGAUGCAUGGGAUCUUCCAUCUAAUGGGGUUAAGAACGGUGGUAAUGGUAACUCCGAGCUUAAUGAAUUUGCUGAGGCAGAGGAGCUUGUGAAAGAAAAGGUGUCGAAACGGCUUUCAAAUCCAUUUGAGGUUAUUUGGAAAUCAUUCAGCCUUGUAUUCUUUGCUGAAUGGGGAGAUCGUUCUAUGCUUGCCACAAUUGCACUUGGGGCUGCUCAGUCUCCAUGGGGUGUUGCUAGUGGAGCCAUUGGUGGACACCUACUUGCAACCUCAAUUGCUAUAGUAGGGGGAGCAUUACUUGCUAACUACAUUUCUGAAAAACUGGUUGGCUACUUGGGUGGAGGGUUGUUUCUAAUUUUUGCUGUUGCUACCUUUUUUGGGGUUUUCUGAUUGUUGUUGCUUGGUGCCACUCCUUUCUUGUAUGUGUAAUAUGUCACUGAUAGUGCUAGCGAUACAACGAAGAAGCUCAAGCACCCGAGGGAUGCUGAGAGAUCAACAGAAAUUUAAUAUUUCAAUUUACUUGAACAGAUAUCGUCAUUAUAAAGGAAAUUGCUCAUGUAUAGCAUAUGAAUAAAAAAUUGUGAUUCUUUAACCUUGA